Messenger RNA from Acaulospora colombiana, 1212 nucleotides. The record is from the annotation of a GenBank genome assembly. NCBI's taxonomy places the organism in Eukaryota, Fungi, Glomeromycota, Glomeromycetes, Diversisporales, Acaulosporaceae.
AUGUCAUCCAACGACAAUCGUCUCGAACUUCAGAAGCGUCUUCAACAAAGAAUGAAGAAUAAAACCGAUACCACCAGUCGAACAAUUCCCCGCACUCACGAACAAUUACCGCAUUUCUUGCAACAAGUUCUACCCGACAAUUACACUUACAUCAUCAAAUCCUACAAAGAACUGGAACUCGAGAAUUUUCCGGGUGCCCCGACGGCUGCCUUCGAUUCUACGUUCUACGUAAACAUUUCGUCGGCAGAGGCUAUCGAGGAAUGGCGGACGGCAUUUCACAACAAGACCGGCACCAUCUUUCGAAUCACUCGCGCCGACAAGGUGAAGGGAAUAAAGGUCAUCUAUCACAAGGACUUUCAUUGUAGGCAUGCCGACAUCGCUGCCAUCAAGUACAUGCAAAAGACUUAUGCCCAAAAGGCUGGCCAGAGAAGAAGUCGAAACACGAAUUGUCAGUGCUUGGCGAAAAUUCGCCUCGAGAAGAGUAGGCUCAUUCUCUCUCAUCCUUGCGAGAUACGUCUCAUGUACAACCACAACCACCCACUAGAGACCUUUAACUUAACCCCUCCGACCCCCUCGAUGGUGUCCUCGACAAGUGACGAAAGCGGAAAAAGCACACCGCAACACAAUCUGGAUUUUGAUUCGAGUGACACGGAUUACUGCCAAGAGAUCAUCGGAUUCAUGGAAAACCCUCGAAGAACCACUUUUCUGAACCAGUUCCCCUGGAUUGAUCCAUCCCCGUUAACUCACCUGAGCCACGAAGAAGUAAAUUUCGGUCAGGUCGACACCUAUAGUAACGGAACAUUUAUUGGAUAUUCCUCUCAGAACGAUUCACAAUUCCAACAUCCAUUUACUUCUCCGCCGACCACCUCCGUGCCCAUUCAUUUCUCCAAUGAACAAUUUCUAAUACAACCGAACCACGCGGAAACCAUUGAUAACCAUAACAAUGAUAGCAAUUUAUCACGACUCUCAAACGAUAUCAGGUCUACAAUUAAACGGACCUUUGGUGACAAUUUAGGGGUUCACUUUACCACAACAUCCGUCUCGGAUCAACAAUACUUGCCACAACCGCCUCUCGGUAUCAUCGAUCGACCAUCACUAAAAAGGUCAUCGACCGAUCAACAAGAAAUCAUUCCGCAAUUUUCCAUACACAAAAGAAGGUCGAUAAGCGCAAAAAGGCCGGAAUCGGUGAUCAGUUUGGCGCAACAGAUUUAA